GUUUUGUUAUGACAGCGCCUUGAAUAUACAAUGUAUUAAUUUCAACAGCUCACGAACGGCAUUCCGAUGGCAGAAGAAGCGAUUUUCGAGUUUUUGCAUUCAGAAAUUGUAAAUUAUACACUAUCGAAAGAAAACAGUAAGGAAAAUGAUCUCUCCACACUAGAAUACAUUGGUUUCACUACAGGGUACAGAAUCAUCGAGCGUUUGACCCGCGAAUGGCCUAGAUUCAAGGAUGAGCUGGAUACUAUGAAGUUUAUAUGCACUGACUUUUGGAGUUCAAUAUAUCGGAAGCAGAUCGACAACUUGCGAACGAACCAUCAAGGAGUGUACGUACUACAGGAUAACGCAUUUCGCUUCCUUACUCGCCUCUCGUCUGGCUCACAGUAUUUGGAACAUGCCCCAAAGUUCGUUGCGUUUACUUGUGGGUUGGUACGUGGCGGAUUAGCAAAUCUCGGUAUUACAAGCACGGUCACUGCGGAAGUUCAGACCAUGCCUUCAUGUAAGUUUCACAUUCAGGUGAAUCGAACGUAGGAAAAAGGGUGUAUCUUCAUGAA
Molecule: messenger RNA, 554 nt
Organism: Anopheles nili
Lineage: Eukaryota; Metazoa; Arthropoda; Insecta; Diptera; Culicidae
Gene: Trs33
Product: trafficking protein particle complex subunit 6b
Exons: 3
Coding region: 67-531 (154 amino acids)
Biological process (GO): endoplasmic reticulum to Golgi vesicle-mediated transport; regulation of GTPase activity
Cellular component (GO): cis-Golgi network; trans-Golgi network; TRAPP complex
Source: RefSeq, a predicted model, not a curated record